AUGAGACGGAGAACUGCCGGUUAUCGGACCGCUUCGUUGAUCGUUGCGCACCUGUUCCUCCGCAUCUCCCUGCCCAACGAGGCAUCGCCUCCAAAUCGUGCUGUAGCGAUUAGCAGGUUUCUGUGCAGGAACAGGCCCAUUUCCACCGGCCGAGGGAUUUCUAGGGUUUUGUUGGACUUUCUCCCCAUCCUUUCGUCGCCUGGUUCCGUUGUCUCGUUGCUUUUUGCCGAAGGGCGUCGCCUUGCUUUGAUCCCCCUUCGUUCUCGUUCUUUGUUCUUCGAUUGCGUCACGUAAAAAUCGAAUUUUGCACGUGUGUUCGCCCGCGAGAUCCGGCUGUUAUGUGUAUUUCCCUUGGAGUUGCAGCUCUAGCUGGAAAUUUUAUUGGUCCGGAGUCUGGAAUUUAGCAUUGCAUUUUGUGUGAGUACGUCCUGGCGUUUCUCGAGAAAAUGCCGAAGAGGAGUCGCUGGGAAUUUUGAUUGCUGAAUCGGAUGGGGAAUACAUGUGUUGGGCCGAGCCUCUCGAAGAAUGGGUUCUUCCAAUCAGUGUCCGCUACCAUUUGGCGUAACCGAUCGAACAAGGAUGAUCUUCCGACCUCCAAUGGCAAGGCCACCGGCGAGGGAACCGAAGCGACGCCACCUAAACCAGAUACUGACGCGCCCCAACCGGUUAAGAUUCAAGAUGACGAGGCGAAGCCAGCCAAAGUCCCCGAAGCAGAGUCUAAGCCGGCACCUGAAAGGCCUCCAACAGACCAACCCACGAAACCCAACCAUGUCAAGAGAGCCUCAAGCGUUGCAGGACUUCAGGUUGAAUUUGUAUUGAAGAGCAAAACCGAGAAUUUGAAGGACGUUUACAGCUUAGGUCGCAAGCUGGGGCAGGGACAGUUUGGGACGACGUAUCUCUGCAUUGAGAAGGCAACCGGCAAGGAAUAUGCUUGCAAAUCCAUUCUGAAGAGGAAGUUGACAACUGAGGAGGAUGUGGACGAUGUUAGGAGAGAGAUCCAGAUAAUGCAUCAUUUGUCUGGUAACCCAAACGUAAUAUCCAUCAAGGAGGCCUACGAAGAUGCUGUUGCUGUUCAUGUGGUCAUGGAGUUGUGUGCUGGUGGUGAGUUAUUUGAUAGGAUCAUUCAGAAGGGGCAUUACACUGAAAGAAAGGCAGCAGAGCUUGCAAAGGUGAUCGUGGGUGUCGUGGAAGCCUGUCAUUCAAUGGGAGUCAUGCAUCGUGACCUCAAGCCUGAGAAUUUUCUUUUUGUUAACCAAAUGGAGGAUGCACGUCUUAAGACUAUCGAUUUUGGAUUGUCAAUUUUCUUCCAACCAGGAGAAAUAUUCACUGAUGUGGUUGGUAGCCCUUAUUACGUUGCACCAGAAGUUCUGAAAAAACGGUAUGGUCCAGAGGCAGAUGUCUGGAGUGCAGGGGUAAUCAUUUAUAUUCUUCUGAGUGGUGUCCCUCCAUUUUGGGCUGAAACCGAGCAAGGCAUAUUUGAGGAGGUUUUACAUGGCACACUUGACUUUCAGUCAGAUCCAUGGCCUAGCAUAUCCGAAAGUGCCAAAGAUCUUGUAAGAAGAAUGCUUGUUAGGGACCCCAGGAGGCGGAUGACUGCCCAUGAAGUUCUAUGUCAUCCUUGGGUUCAGAUUGAUGGAGUGGCUCCUGAUAAGCCUCUGGAUUCUGCUGUUCUCUCUCGAUUGAAACAAUUUUCUGCAAUGAACAAACUCAAAAAGAUGGCUAUCAGAGUUAUUGCUGAACAUCUUUCUGAAGAUGAAAUUGCUGGCCUUAAGGAGAUGUUUAAGAUGAUAGAUACAGACAACAGUGGACAGAUAACCUAUGAAGAAUUGAAGGCUGGAUUGGAAAAGUUUGGUGCUAAUCUCAAGGAGUCAGAAAUUUAUGCUCUUAUGCAGGCGGCAGAUGUUGAUAACAGCGGAACCAUUGAUUAUGGCGAGUUUAUUGCUGCCACUUUGCAUCUAAACAAGAUAGAGAGAGAGGAUCAUCUAUUUGCGGCUUUCUCAUACUUCGACAAAGAUGGGAGUGGUUACAUAACUCAAGACGAACUGCAGCAGGCUUGUCAGGAGUUUGGCAUAGAAGAUGUGCGCCUGGAGGAUAUGAUCAGAGACGUGGAUCAAGAUAAUGACGGACGCAUAGAUUACAAUGAAUUUGUAGCUAUGAUGCAAAAAGGGAACACUGGUUUUGGCAAGAAAGGAGUGCAUGCAAGUUUCGGUAUUGGUUUUAGGGAGGCUUUGAAGAUUGGAUAAUGAGGUAGUCGGUGAGGUUCAUAUUCUUUUUUUUGUAACUAUCAUUCAUACAGUUAUUGUAAUAGUUUUGAAUUCCAUACCGAUUUUUUGAGAGCAUUGGUGCCCCAAGAAUUGCAAUGUAUGAUCAAAUUCAAACGACAUAUUUGAAUAUAUCCAAUUUGUUGGAGAUUUCCAAUUGUAAGAACUCU
This is a messenger RNA of Musa acuminata subsp. malaccensis (wild Malaysian banana), 2431 nucleotides long. RefSeq names its product calcium-dependent protein kinase 10. The record is from RefSeq and is a predicted model, not a curated record. Gene Ontology annotation, cellular component: nucleus; cytoplasm. NCBI's taxonomy places the organism in Eukaryota, Viridiplantae, Streptophyta, Magnoliopsida, Zingiberales, Musaceae. Gene Ontology annotation, molecular function: calmodulin binding; calcium-dependent protein serine/threonine kinase activity; calcium/calmodulin-dependent protein kinase activity. Gene Ontology annotation, biological process: protein autophosphorylation; peptidyl-serine phosphorylation; intracellular signal transduction.